Messenger RNA from Chilo suppressalis (striped riceborer), 2101 nucleotides. NCBI's taxonomy places the organism in Eukaryota, Metazoa, Arthropoda, Insecta, Lepidoptera, Crambidae. The record is from the annotation of a GenBank genome assembly.
AUUUUCUCGAAUUUGAAGUGUCAUUCGAAGAUUUCUUCGGCUUCUGUUGUACUUUCUUGAAUAAACCGAAAGUGAAGAUACUACGUGAAUAAAUUCAGCUGCGUUAGACAAGGAACAGUGUAUUUUCAUUCGAGUCAUUUUCAAAAACGUGCUGCUUUCAGAGACUAUUGUGUUUAAAUCAUGGAAAAGGUAAACCAGUUAAAGGAGAAGGGUAAUGCGGCACUCUCGUCGGGUAAUUACAAAGAAGCGAUAGAUAGUUACUCUAGUGCUAUAGCUUUAGACUCGCAGAACCACGUUUUGUUUAGCAACCGCUCAGCAGCUUAUGCUAAAGCUGGUAACUACAAAGCAGCGCUCGAAGACGCUGAAAAAACAGUAUCGAUCAACCCCAGUUGGAGUAAAGGUUAUUCUAGAAAGGGUAGUGCCUUGGCAUAUUUAGGAAGAUUUGAUGAGGCUAUUGAAGCUUAUCAGAAAGGUUUACAAUUAGAUCCCAGCAACCAACAACUAGCAUCUGGAUUGGCGGAAGUUAAGAAACAAGCAGAUGAAGCUCAAACUAAAAUACAGGAAACUAUUGCCAAGUUACAUGCUAAUCCACAGACUAGAGAAUGGUUGAAAGAUCCAGAAUAUGUGAAAAUAGUUGAGAAACUUGCCUUGAACCCAUUUGAUAUCCAAUCCCUGGACGCUAAAAUGCAAGACAAAAGGGUCCUCGCGACUAUUGGUGUUAUGUUUGGUGUGGACAUUAAUGUGCCAAUGGAUGUAGACCCACCAGCUCCGGAAAAGACUCCAUCACAACCACCAAAGAAAGAAGAGCCUCCUAAACCAAAAUAUGAAGAUUUGCCAGAGAAUCGUAGACUAGCAUUAUUAGAAAAGGAUCAAGGAAAUGAAUGUUACAAAAAGAAAGAUUUUGAAAAUGCUUUAAAACAUUAUCAAAAGGCUGCAGAACAUGACACAACUGACAUUACAUUCUACACAAAUAUGGCUGCUGUGUACUUUGAACAGAAAGAGUAUGAGAAAUGUAUUAAAGAGUGUGAAAAAGCAAUUGAGAUUGGCAGAGAGAAUAGAGCAGAUUUCAAGUUAAUAGCUAAAGCUUUUACUAGGAUUGGUAAUGCAUACAGGAAAAUGGAACAAUGGAAAUUGGCAAAAACGUACUUUGAGAAAUCAAUGUCAGAACAUCGUACUCCAGAAAUCAAGACUCUUCUUAGUGAAGUGGAAAAGAAAAUUGCCGAAGAAGAGAAGAAAGCAUACGUUGACCCAGUGAAGGCAGAACAGGAAAAGGAACUUGGCAAUGAAUAUUUCAAGAAAGGUGACUACAGUACAGCAGUAAAGCAUUAUACAGAGGCUAUACAGCGUAAUCCGGAUGAUCCCAAACUAUACUCAAACCGAGCCGCCUGCUACACCAAAUUAGCUGCAUUUGAUAUAGGGCUCAAAGACUGCGACCAGUGCUGCAAGCUCGACCCCAAGUUUAUCAAGGGCUGGAUCCGGAAGGGGAAAAUCUUGCAGGGUAUGCAGCAACAUUCUAAGGCACUAACUGCCUACCAAAAGGCCUUGGAGUUAGAUCCCAGUAACGCUGAAGCACUUGAAGGAUAUCGUGCAUGUUCCACGCAACUCAAUUCCAAUCCUGAAGAGGUCCGUAAACGCGCUAUGGCUGAUCCCGAAGUACAGCAGAUCCUUCGCGAUCCGGCGAUGCGUUGCAUCCUCGAGCAGAUGCAACAAGAUCCUCACGCAUUACAAGAUCAUCUCAAAAACCCUACCAUUGCUGCCAAGAUACAGAAGCUGCUGGAGUCCGGGCUUAUUGCUAUACACUAACGGGGAUGUGACAUCAUCACCGAAUCUCACUUACACCUGCGUAAAGUGACUUAUCAGCAAUAUCUAGCUUAAGGAAGCUACAUUCAAGAAAUUUACUCCUGAGCAACUUCCAAGUUACUACUUAUUCGAAGCAUGAAAAAACGCAUACAACAAAAAAAAUAUAAUAACAGCAAAUAUGCAAAGCGCUUGUAUAAGUGAGAUUAAUCGAACAUCAAUAAUGAGAAAUUGUAAUUUGCUUUGGUUGGUUUACUUUGAGAAAUAUAUUGGACACCGAUCACGCAUACAAAUAAUAAAAUUU